Molecule: messenger RNA, 934 nt
Organism: Dreissena polymorpha
Lineage: Eukaryota; Metazoa; Mollusca; Bivalvia; Myida; Dreissenidae
Product: carbohydrate sulfotransferase 3-like
Exons: 3
Coding region: 1-906 (301 amino acids)
Biological process (GO): sulfur compound metabolic process; N-acetylglucosamine metabolic process
Molecular function (GO): N-acetylglucosamine 6-O-sulfotransferase activity
Source: RefSeq, a predicted model, not a curated record
AUGCGCAGUGGAUCGAGCCUCACAGGAGAUAUCUUGCAACAGGCAAACGGGGCAUUCUACGUGUAUGAGCCUUUUCACAUGCUUCAAUACGCAAUGGAGGCGAACAAUUCAACAAUUCUGGACCUGACAAAUGGAUCUAAGAGAUUUCCUCCCUAUGAUUUCGCCGAAGAGGCUGUCCAAGAGCUUUACGAUUGGUUAACAUGUGACGUCAUUAGCUUGCCGACAAUGGCGCUUAAAGAUGGAUUUAUGAACAUUGGGCUGAAAUCAAGAAUAUUCCCACUGUGUUUAACAGAAAAAAUAAAAACGUUAAAUGAAUCAGACGCAAUAAAAAUGUGCGCAAAGCAGCUUCAAACCGUAUGCACAGAAUCGUCGUUCCGAAUCGUAAAAACAAUUCGACUGGAAAUGAGUUCCGUAACACAUUUGCUUGGCAUGUUUCCAAAUCUAAAAAUUGUUCAUCUCGUAAGAGAUCCAAGGGCGACACUUGUGUCGCAAGCUUAUGUUGGCAUGUGUUCCGGAAAACAUGGGGGAAUGUUACAAUGCGCGAACAACUUAUGCAAGCGAGUAGAAAAUGACAUUUUGGAGAAGGAGCGGAUAAUGAGUGAACUUCCGGGUCGCAUCUUUCCGGUUGUAUACGAAGAUAUUGCUCGUGAACCGAUCGAAACUGCAAAGAAAUUGUUCGAUUUCAUCGGAGCUGAUUUUACUGAGGAGGCGAAGGAAUACAUAUUUAAUAUAACAAAGGCCGGGCAAGAAGAUAAUUGUGCCAUCUGUACGACACGGUCUAAUUCUACAAAGCACAUUGAUGCGUGGAAAACAGAAAUGAAGACAACGCUUUUAAAUGUUGUGCAAGAACGGUGUAACUACGUUCUUCGUAGAUACAACUAUACAAUUUUGCCGUAUGAGAGCUGAAAUUAAUUACUUUGCAGAUUAAUGUGUA